Messenger RNA from Guillardia theta CCMP2712, 384 nucleotides. RefSeq lists its product as hypothetical. The record is from RefSeq and is a predicted model, not a curated record. Bases 1 to 384 code for a protein of 127 amino acids. NCBI's taxonomy places the organism in Eukaryota, Cryptophyceae, Pyrenomonadales, Geminigeraceae. The transcript has 7 exons.
AUGCAGGAGAAGGGGGAGACAGAGAGACAGCUCGAGGCGAGAGUGGAGGCAGCUGUGACAAAGGCGGAGCGGUUGUGGAAGGAAGCCCUGGAAGCGCGACAACUGGCUGAUGAGAUGUCCUCGCAAGCCCAAGAUGCGGCUGAGCUUUCACAAGCGAGGUCGGAAGAAGUGUCGUCCAAGUUGGAGAGCAUGGACAAGAUCAGCCUCAAGUUUCUGGCUGACUCCAAAUCUGCCAUCAAUUCGUCUGUCGACGCAGCUGCCCUGCUUAAAGAAGCCGCAGACGAGAGUUUGAGAGCAGACAAGCUUGAGGCAGAAGCUGAGGAAGCGCUCCGUCUCUCUGAGCAGCUCAUAGAAGAGUAUGAAGCCAAGUACGGAAACCUGUAG